Galeopterus variegatus (Sunda flying lemur) is the source of this 2880-nucleotide messenger RNA. It is a transcript of the gene MTO1, whose product is annotated as mitochondrial tRNA translation optimization 1. Gene Ontology annotation, cellular component: cytosol. Gene Ontology annotation, biological process: tRNA methylation; tRNA wobble uridine modification. Gene Ontology annotation, molecular function: flavin adenine dinucleotide binding. NCBI's taxonomy places the organism in Eukaryota, Metazoa, Chordata, Mammalia, Dermoptera, Cynocephalidae. The record is from RefSeq and is a predicted model, not a curated record.
UGGCUGCGCCCUGUAGAUUUCCUCUCAUCGCCUAGGUUUUUUGCCGCUGGCUGUGUGAGGUUCAAAGUUAGACUCUGGCUUUCACCCACCAUGUUAUCCCUCCGAGGCUGUGGCCGCUGGGUCGCGGCUUCCCUCACCAAACAGCAGCUUCCGUUGGCCCGGUUCAGCGGGGACAGCGCGGCUCCUCGGACUCCGCAUUUCGACGUGGUAGUCAUCGGUGGAGGACAUGCCGGGACCGAGGCGGCCGCCGCCGCCGCCCGGUGCGGCUCCCAGACUCUGCUCCUCACGCACCGAGUGGACACGAUUGGUCAGAUGUCCUGUAAUCCUUCCUUUGGUGGCAUUGGAAAGGGGCAUUUAAUGAGGGAAGUAGAUGCCUUGGAUGGCCUGUGCUCACGCAUCUGUGACCUGUCUGGUGUACAUUACAAAGUAUUAAACCGGUGUAAGGGACCAGCUGUAUGGGGUCUGAGAGCUCAAAUUGAUAGGAAACUCUAUAAACAGAACAUGCAGAAAGAAAUCCUGAAUACACCACUGCUCACCGUUCAGGAGGGAGCUGUAGAAGAUCUUAUUCUUACAGAACCAGAGCCUGAGCACCCUGGAAAAUGCCGCGUCAGUGGUGUUGUUUUGGUGGAUGGAAGCACUAUAUAUGCACAGAGUGUGAUUCUGACUACUGGGACAUUUCUGAGAGGCAUGGUUGUAAUUGGAUUGGAGAUACAUCCAGCAGGACGUUUAGGGGACCAGCCUUCUAUAGGGUUGGCUCAGACUCUGGAGAAAUUGGGGUUUGUGGUGGGAAGGUUGAAGACUGGGACUCCGCCUCGAAUUGCCAAGGAGUCUGUUAACUUCAGCAUUCUAAACAAGCAGACACCAGAUAAUCCAUCCAUACCCUUCAGCUUUAUCAAUGAAACAGUGUGGAUUAAGCCAGAAGAUCAGCUGCCUUGUUACUUGACUUACACCAACCCUAGAGUAGAUGAGAUUGUUCUUGAGAAUCUUCACCUUAAUAGUCAUGUUAAGGAAACUACAAGAGGACCCCGAUACUGUCCCUCCAUUGAGUCAAAGGUUUUGCGUUUUCCAAACCGUAUACAUCAGGUUUGGUUGGAACCUGAAGGAAUGGAUUCUGACCUUAUCUACCCCCAAGGGUUAUCUGUGACGCUACCAGCUGAGUUACAAGAGAAAAUGAUCACAUGCAUCAGAGGCUUGGAGAAAGCUAAAAUAGUACAGCCAGGCUAUGGUGUUCAGUAUGAUUACCUGGAUCCCCGUCAGAUCACUCCUUCCCUUGAGACUCAUUUGGUUCAACGGCUCUUCUUUGCUGGACAGAUAAAUGGCACCACUGGUUAUGAGGAAGCUGCAGCUCAAGGUGUGAUAGCUGGAAUCAACGCCAGUCUUCGGGUCAGUGGCAAGCCUCCCUUUGUCAUUAGCCGAACAGAAGGCUAUAUAGGAGUCUUGAUUGAUGACCUCACCACACUGGGCACCAACGAACCAUACCGCAUGUUUACCAGCCGAGUGGAGUUCCGAUUGUCACUGCGCCCUGAUAAUGCCGACAGCCGGCUCACAUUCCGAGGGUAUAAGGAAGCUGGUUGUGUGUCCCAACAACGAUAUGAAAGAGCUUCUUGGAUGAAGUCUUCUUUAGAAGAAGGCAUUUCUGUGUUGAAAUCCAUUGAGUUUUCCAGCUCUAAAUGGAAAAUGUUAAUCCCAGAGGUUUCUAUAAGUAUGAAUAGAAGUCUGCCUGUCAGAGCUCUGGAUGUUCUGAAGUAUCAGGAAGUUGACAUGGAGUUACUAGCCAAGGCUGUUCCAGAGCCCUUGAUGAAGUAUACUAACUGUAGAGAGCUAGCUAAAAGACUGAAAAUAGAAGCCACUUAUGAAUCAGUAGUGUUCCAUCAGCUACAAGAAAUCAGGGAAGUUCAGCAAGAUGAAGCCCUCCAAUUGCCAAAAGACUUAGAUUAUUUGACUAUCAGGGAUGUGUCCUUGUCUGAUGAAGUUCGAGAGAAACUCCAUUUCAGUCGCCCACAGACGAUUGGGGCUGCUAGUCGUAUACCUGGCGUGACACCUGCUGCCAUCAUCAAUCUGCUCAGAUUUGUGAAGACCACUCAGCAAAGACCACCAUUUGCAAUGAAUGAACUGCCCAAAAUUGAUCAAUACUUAUGUGAUACAAACUUCGAGAGAGUUGUAGCUUUCAAUUCAUAGAAGACUUUUAAAGAGUAUGUGAAUAAUUUAAUCAAUAUUAGAGAUAAGAACUAUUUAGCACCUGUUAAAAUAGCUUUAAUAGGUUAUUGUGGGUUUGUCAUUAAUUCAUGAAGAGGACAUAGAUUAUAAUUAGAUAUUUUUGUUGUAAGCAAUUUAUACUCUUUCUCUCAGGAGCUCUAACACAGAGAACUCACUCAUAUAACUUUAUGUAAUGUUCAUCAAAGAGAGAUAUAGUAAACCUAAAAGUAAGCCUGAAAAAAAAUCUCAAUUUGCAGAUUUGCCUAAAGACUUUGCCCAUUAAGUGUACCAGUUUAAAAGUCUUUGAAAGUUAGUAAUCUUAUGCCUGGUUAUACUAGGUUAGGAAGCAAUACCUAAGCCCUCAAAUUCUUAGGCCUAAGAGCUGGCUGGUUAGCUCAGUUGGUUAGAGCAUGGUGUUGUAACACCAAAGUCAAGGGUUUGGAUCUCCAUACCCACCAGCUGCGGAAAAGAAGGAAAAAAGAAUUCUCAGACCUAAAAAUGUGAGACCAUAGAAAAUCAUGCACAGUCAUUCAGCUAAUUUCCUAUAUUGGAAUGUAGUAUGUAGCGGGAAAGUUGACUUCUAAGAUGUCUGUACUUAUUCAGGAAAUUCUCACCAAUAAUUUUUUUGAAAAUUAAUGAGAGGAGGGCUAGCCAGUUAGCUCAGUUGGUUAGAGCAUGGUGUUA